GGUGCACUCAUAAAUCACCCAUCGUGAAAUGGGCAAACUGGUUGGAAGAGUCUUCAAAAAAAUUUACUGAAGAUGUAUGCGGCCUCUCACAAUGCCAGUGGUACACAGGAAUAGAUGGGUCCCUAGAACACACCUAGCUGGGGAAGCCUGUCCUACAAGGGGCCCACCCUCCAGAAGAUCAUUCCAGGUUUUUUGGGCCCCCUCUCAUAUGCUCAUUCCUUUAUUCAAAAUGGUGAAAUUAAGGACAGCACUUAGUUUAUAAAACAACAAACUUUUCACAACACACUAAACACAUUAGAUCAAGGAAGUUUAGUCUUUGAACAUAGUUUGCUAAAGCAAAUGAAGAGCUCAUAAUAACCCUUGUUUCCUUGGUUUCUGAAAAUGGCAAAGUGAAGGGGAGUAUGUUUAUAGUUAAAGGUACAACUAAAUGUGGAUUCUGUGGCACAUGAUACAGUGAAAUCCAGUGGAGUAGGAAUGGCCCACUGGGCUGCCACCACCAUUCGCACCCUCUUCACUGACAUCACGCUCCAGUUCCUGCUUGGAUUUACUUUGGACAACCUGGUUGGAAUAUAUCUGGCUCAGAAUUAUGACAUACCAAACCUGGCUAAAAAAGUUGAAGAAAUUAAGGAAGACUUAGAUACCAAGAAGAAGCCCCCUAGUUCAUGAGGCCUUCUCCCACAGGACCUCUAGGAAAUGCUGAUCCUGCUCUCCUCAAGGGCUUCCUUCACCAUCUGAACCAAAGGCCUGUGUCUCCAGUCUCAGCCUUUGCUGGACCCUGCGUGGCCUUCGAGCACACACGGGGCCACGGGUUAACUACCCUUACUCCAACACACUUGCCUCUUCCCUUCCUCCUUCCAGUUGCUUGGGAAGUCCUGAUACUGGAAUUAUGGGGCUAGGUUAGUAAACAUAGCCUUUAAUUAGUGGUCUCUCCUUUAAUUCUUUGGGAUUUCUACUGCCUUUUUUAUUUUAAAAAAUUGAUGACUUUUAUAUAGCUGAUCAGAUAUAAAUAAUGAUGAUUUCACAGUUUGGCAGUUAUAAUAGGUGAUUUAAAUAUUUGAUGUUAAAUUUUGUUAUUUCAAGGUUACUAAAAUUAAAAUCUGGAAGCAAAAUAAAUUAAAUUAAAAAGAGAAAUCUGGCAGAUACAGACAUUGGAAAUACAAAGAAACAGUGGAUCUCCACAGUUCUUCCAAAUCCUAGAAUUCAUGGUAUUUUCCAAAAUAGUAUUUCAUGUUUAAUAUCUUUAUUUGUUCAUAUUGAAAGAAAAUCAAACUUAAGUUACAACACAUGUUUCUGCCAAUAGGAGUAGCUAAAAGCAAAGUCCUGAAAUAAAAAUAAUUAUGAUUUAGAGAAAUAAAAGGUUGCAAUAAAAAUUUAAUAUUCUCAGUAAAAAUAAUUAGUACUUCAAAUAGCUUUUAGUGCUUUCUAUGCAGAAUCCAUACUAGUCUGAGCAUUUUCCAUUUUUUUAAUGUAAAUUUGUUAAUGAUGCAGUAAACCUUGCACAGUUCCUUUCAAAAAGGAGUCUCUAAAGCAAUUUCUUAUCUACAUUCAAAGUAAAUGGAUGUUAGUUAUAGUGGGGUCUAAAGGAAAUGUAACCUAUUAUCAUAAUGAAAGACAAACAGUUUCUUCCCCCUUCUCUCCACCAUGACACAUUUUCCAGUGUAACAUUUACUCCUUAAGUGUGUGAGUUAAAACCUACAUCAAAAUAUUUUCACAGGGCUUAAAAUUGUGGCAAUAAGAAUUGUUCUUGCCAUGAAGUAGAUUCUCAGUAUUAACUUAUAAUUACUCAUGUGCCUAAAUUUGUCAAGCACUUAAUAAAAUCAAGCAACAGAACAAAAUUUGCAAAAAUAUUAAACAUUAAUGCCUGAACCAUUUAUACUCAAUUAUAGAACAGCCAAAAGGUUAGAUCAGUCAAAUAUAUGACUCACAGUUUUUGAAAAGAUAAAUGGAAUAUAUGGAAAUUCAUGUAAAAAUUAAUUCAAGCACAUUGUAUUAUUCCAAAUAUAGAAGAAAUUCAAAUUUUUUAAUUUAUAUUAGCAAAGGCAAAUGUUGGAAUAAAUUGCAAGUUAAAAUAAAAAUUAGAAGCAAAAUUACAGAAGUGCAUGAUGUGUACACGAUAUGACUGCAUUAUUAAUUAGGUCCACAUAAUCUCCUAAUGAAUGAGGAUUACAGAAUGAGAAUUCUAUUCUUAACAUAUUUUAAUGUAAUUUCCACGGUCAAGGGCUAAGAAAUAAGCCCAUUUUUUAAAGUUUGCAGGCUUUAAAGUUCUACAAAGGGAGAAAUGUUUCAGUAGAAUAUAUUUUACACGAAGAAUGGAAUGGUUUUUAAAAUAAGAUCUUCCUGUGUAUAAUUGUUUAAAAUAGCCAGAUCUCAGCAGUUUAUAAAUCCCCCACCACAGCCUCUCUCUACCUCUAUCUGUGUCCAUAGAGUCUUCCUUCCCUCCCUUGCCACCAAGUGGCUGCCUGUGCCCUUUCUAAGGACAUGUCUUCCCCUGUUCUCUAAACAGCAUUUCUUCUUUGUUCAAGGACUUUUGUAUAUA
Phyllostomus discolor (pale spear-nosed bat) is the source of this 2536-nucleotide messenger RNA. Its product is annotated as short transmembrane mitochondrial protein 1-like. The coding region runs from base 475 to 666 and encodes 63 amino acids. Lineage: Eukaryota; Metazoa; Chordata; Mammalia; Chiroptera; Phyllostomidae. The transcript is spliced from 2 exons. The record is from RefSeq and is a predicted model, not a curated record.